AUGCCUGGGCACUUACAGGAAGGCUUCGGCUGCGUGGUCACCAACCGAUUUGACCAGUUAUUUGACGACGAAUCGGACCCCUUCGAGGUGUUGAAGGCAGCAGAGAACAAGAAAAAAGAAGCCGGCGGGGGCGGCGUUGGGGGCCCUGGGGCCAAAAGCGCAGCUCAGGCCGCAGCUCAGACCAACUCUAAUGCGGCGGGGAAACAGCUACGUAAAGAGUCCCAGAAAGACCGCAAGAAUCCGUUGCCCCCCAGCGUCGGCGUGGUUGACAAGAAGGAGGAGACGCAGCCUCCUGUGGCGCUUAAGAAAGAAGGAAUAAGACGUGUUGGAAGAAGACCUGAUCAACAACUUCAGGGUGAAGGGAAGAUAAUUGAUAGGAGACCAGAAAGGCGACCACCUCGUGAAAGAAGAUUUGAAAAGCCACUUGAAGAAAAGGGUGAAGGAGGAGAAUUUUCCGUUGACAGACCGAUUAUUGACCGGCCUAUCCGAGGCCGUGGUGGUCUUGGAAGAGGUCGAGGAGGUCGUGGACGAGGAAUGGGCCGGGGAGAUGGCUUUGAUUCUCGUGGCAAACGUGAAUUUGAUAGGCAUAGUGGAAGUGAUAGAUCUUCUUUUUCACAUUACAGUGGCCUGAAGCAUGAGGACAAACGUGGAGGGAGCGGAUCUCACAACUGGGGAACUGUCAAAGAUGAAUUAACAGAGUCCCCCAAAUACAUUCAGAAACAAAUAUCUUAUAAUUGCAGUGACUUGGAACAAUCAAAUGUGACUGAGGAAACACCUGAAGGUGAAGAACAUCCAGUUGCGGACACUGAAAAUAAGGAGAAUGAAGUUGAAGAAGUAAAGGAAGAGGGUCCAAAAGAAAUGACUUUGGAUGAGUGGAAGGCUAUUCAAAAUAAGGACCGGGCAAAAGUAGAAUUUAAUAUCCGAAAACCAAAUGAAGGUGCUGAUGGGCAGUGGAAGAAGGGAUUUGUUCUUCAUAAGUCAAAAAGUGAAGAGGCUCAUGCUGAAGACUCAGUUAUGGAUCACCAUUUCCGGAAGCCAGCAAAUGAUAUUACAUCUCAGCUGGAGAUCAAUUUUGGAGACCUUGGCCGCCCAGGACGUGGUGGCAGGGGAGGACGAGGUGGCCGUGGGCGUGGUGGACGUCCAAACCGUGGCAUCAGGACUGACAAGUCAAGUGCUUCUGCUCCUGAUGUGGAUGACCCAGAGGCAUUCCCAGCUCUGGCUUAA
Rangifer tarandus platyrhynchus (Svalbard reindeer) is the source of this 1224-nucleotide messenger RNA. NCBI's taxonomy places the organism in Eukaryota, Metazoa, Chordata, Mammalia, Artiodactyla, Cervidae. The record is from the annotation of a GenBank genome assembly.